Molecule: messenger RNA, 2666 nt
Organism: Saccoglossus kowalevskii
Lineage: Eukaryota; Metazoa; Hemichordata; Enteropneusta; Harrimaniidae
Product: von Willebrand factor-like
Molecular function (GO): protein binding; carbohydrate binding
Source: RefSeq, a predicted model, not a curated record
GACAAGAGUCCAUAAUGAAGUUCGCCAUUUUAAUAUGGGUCACACUAGCCGCCUAUGUAUCAAGUCAAAAGUUGAAUGGAAGAUCUGCACGAGCUUUGGUACGCCGUACAGAAUUACUUGCUGGUCCUUGCGACGAAGACGACAUUAUCUACAAGAAUCAUUGUUAUCUAUUUGUAACUGACAAGCAAACUCACGACACGGCGAAAGCAAUGUGUGAAGAACAUGGGUACGGCCUAGCUUCGAUCUCGAGUGAAGAUGAGAGGCAGUUCCUGAAGAAUACCAUUCAGGCUGAUAGUAGUUUGAGUGGGAACGUAUACUGGGUUGGUGCAACGCGUGUUGAUGGAGUGUGGACGUGGGACUCGGGUGAAGAAUUUGUCGACAGCUACUGGGGUGGCGGCCAACCUAUAAGCACAAAACUUCGUGACUGUGCAUAUAUUUACCCACAAAAAUUCAAACUCUCCAAUAGAAAACGAUGCAAUAAGUUCACAGCUAGAUAUAUAUGUGAGAGAGAUCAAGGAGAACCUCCUAGCAAACUUGCCAGUGUUUCCCAUAUUGGAUCCUGCGAAGGUGGUGAAUUCAGGCAUGGCGACCACUGCUACACAGUCAGUACUAGCAAAAGAAAUCUGGACGGUGCUUACAGUACCUGUGAACAGAUGGGUUAUUAUCUUGCUGGUGCUAAUACCGUUGAUGAACUCAACUUUGUUCGUGGUCUUGGCAGUGAUGAUGGCAACAACGAUAUAUGGAUCGGUGGGGUUUCCAUGCCUGGGUACGGUGGUUUUGAAUGGCUGUCAGGCGGUACAUGGCUCAGAGAAAGUUGGGGUGAUACCGGCUCUCCAAAGGUGAAACAGGCAGAGAUGGCAUGUUCUUCUAUGCGUCGCAAAAAAGAUUAUUACCUUCGUAAGAACAAAUGUUCCAAGAAGUACACUUAUAUUUGUGAGAGAAGCAUACCGUACAGGAUGAGGGCGUGCGAGGGAGAGGACUUGAAUCUACAAUGCGAAGAAGGUGCAAUCAACAUCAUUGAAGCCAACUUUGGAAGGACAGCGGGAAAUAACGUGUGUCCAAGUAGUAAUAUUCAAAACCAAGAUUGCUGGAAUGAAGUUUCAUUGGCGAAAGUACAAGAAUUUUGCGAAGGGAAAACACAGUGCAUCGUUCCCGCCACGACGGAUGUCUUCGGUGAACCAUGUGCGGGAACCGAUAAGUAUCUGGAUGUAAUUUACAGAUGUGGGUCUGGAAAAGCGUCACCUGAGAGAAGAACCCCGAUUGCGACAGAUGGCUGCAAAUGUAUUGCUUGGGGAGAUCCACACUACUUAACCUGCGACGGGUUGAAACAUGACUUCCAAGGGAACUGUACCUAUACAACUUUCCUUGACCAACUACAUCCUGAUCCCUAUUUUGAGGUGAAGGCCAAGAACUCGUUCGCCGAAAACCGUAAAAACCCAGUCUCCUUUCAAGAGAAGAUCACUGUUCAUGUGAAACACCCACUCUAUACACGUUCUCAUACAUUCCAAUUCUUCAGAAACAGGACAGUGAAUAUGGAUGGAUUACCAGUUACCCCUCCCAUCAGUCCGGAAAACGAUUUACUCCUUGAUACCAUAGGCAUGGGGGUCAUUCUCACAACAGGAUACGGGUUCUGGAUGACAUACGAUUUUGAACAUCGCACUGAAAUGCGAGCACCACCAGAGUAUGCGAACAUGAUUGGGGGAAUGUGCGGGAACUGUGACGGCAAUCGACACAACGAUUACGUCAUGCCUGACGGCAGCCAAGCAUCAUCCGCUUACGAAUUAGGGAACAGUUGGAAAGCUGGUACAAGCUGCCCCGACGUUGUAGAUGAUCUGCCUGAAUGCGAUGCUGCUAUCAUGAGUUGGUACUCUCAGAGUGAUCAGUGUGGAAUGAUAAAGGACCCCUUAGGCAUCUUCGCUGACUGCAUAUCGGCGUUGGACCCUGCCUUGGUUACUGAGCACUUCGACACAUGCAUGUUUGACAUGUGUUACCUUGGUGAUGAUGCAGAUCUAUGUGACAACAUUGGUGCUUUAUAUGACGACUGCUUACUGAACGGGGUUGAAAUUCCUACUUUCCGCACGUCUUCAUUUUGUGCUUUGGAAUGUCCAAACAACAGUAUAUAUAACCCGAGCAUGCCUCCGUGUCAAAACAGCUGUGUUGAUCCAACGGCAGCUUCGGCGUGCCUCGACCCCCUGGCCGAGGGUUGUGAAUGCGAAGAAGGAUUUGUCCGUAGUGGUCUCGAGUGCGUGCCUCUAGCUGACUGUGGAUGUUUCGGUCUUGACGGUUCAUAUCAUAAAAAAGGUGACACGUGGGUAUCAAGUGACUGCAGACAAUUUUGCACGUGUACGGGUGACGGCGAUUCAGAGUGUGAAGAGAUACCAUGUGAUGAACACAGUAUAUGCGUUACAAUUGGUGGCACACGCCAGUGUGAAUGUGCUCCAGGAUAUAUAGGGGACGGGGAGACCUGUGAACAACAAGACAGUCCAGACACGGAACAGUGUCCAGCAGUAGGAGAAACUACAGCGUGUUCGAGUGUUGAUGGUCAAUGUAAAGGCAUAUGUGGACCAGACGAAACUCUUGCUCUGAAUACCUUGCUCUGCCCCGAAGGUUGUUAUUGCUGUCACCAGCGCACUGGUAAGUCUUCCAAUAAUAAGAAAAAUGUAUAA